AUGGUUUCAAUAUAGCAGAAGGACAUUUUUUUAAAAAAAAGCGGGCUUAUUCGUAUCGAUUAGCUACUUGGGAUGAAAGAUAAAAACCAUCUUUGCUUGGUUCAAGCAGAAGAUGAUGUUAUUUUAUUUGAAAUUUGGGACAUGUAUGCAGAGCGUAUUAUAGAGCAAAAGAAAAUUAACCUUUAUAAUUAUGAACUCUCUUCAAAUGUGAUUACUUUAGAAUCAAAUUAGCUUGCUUUUUAUGGAGUUAUUUAAGAAACAGGAGUUCAAUGUUUAUUUCUAGUGGAUGUCUUUGCAAGCUCAGAUAAAAAGAAAAAAGAAAUUGAAACUCAAAAAAUUAAAAACUAGUAAUUAAUUUAAAUGAUGAUAGAAGAACAGUAAUUAGAUGAGUUAGAUGAAAAUAAUUAGCUUUAUAAAAUUAAUCUUGACAACCCUGAAUCUGAUAUUCUUUACAGGAAAGAUACUGCCGUUUCUUUAAAUCCUCAAAUUAAAAAUAAGGGGGUAGAAUUAGCUAAUGAUUGCAAUCACUACAAACAAACAAACUUUAAAAAUUAAAAUAAGGAAGAUUUCGAUGCAAAUAUUUUAGAUGUAGAUGAAGAUGGAAAUGUAGAGUUGAAUGAAAAACUAUAAUAAAACGAUAUCGAAAAAAAGAAUUACAACUAAAAUGGUUAAAUGUUCAAGCAAGCAAAUAAAAAAUAGCAAUUAAAUAGCUUUGAUGAAUCAAACAUAUAAUCUCUACCAGUAAUAGAAGACAGAAAUUUACCACUUUUUAUUGAGUAAUUAGAAAAUAAGCAAGAUAUGUCUCUCAUGAAUUCUUUCAUAACGCAAGACUUUUAGGGUAUAUCAGGAAUCAACGAUUUGAUCGAAGACAUUAAUUGCAUUAAUAAUUUUGAGUAUAUAAAUUUUAAUAGGAACGAAAUGCUUAAUUAUAAGGAAUUUCUCCCUUCAUAAUAAGCAAAAAAUGAAAUUUAAUAGCCUCUCGAUACUGUAAAAGAAGCAAAUGACCUUUCAAUAAGAGAUAAUUUCUCUUUAACAAAUAGUAAUAUUAAAAACCAUCAAAUAGAUAAGUAUGCACCUGAUUACGAUGCAUCUAAGCUAAGCAGUGAUAAAUACUAAACAGAAUAAGAUAGAUCAAGUUCUAAUAAUAACAAAAAUAAUAAUAACAAUAAUCUCAAUAUUAGGGAUACUUUAUUACAACAAAAAAAUAUAAAUUUUAAAACUAUUUUUUCUUCUUAAUGCAACAAUGUAAAUUAAAUUAAUGCCAGUAGCAACAAUUAAUGUUUCUCAGCUACUGUAAGUAACUUUAAUGAUUCGGGAAUCGGAUUUGUUAAUAAAUAUAUAGGAGAAGAUAGCUAGGACGUGGGUUGUAUUUAUGAUGGUAAUCAACGUGAAUUAUUUUAAAAUUGCAUAGAAUUCUACUCUGAAAUUUAUGGCUAAGGAUAUCAUGGAAUAAUAAUUGUAAAAAAUACUUAUUAUAUGGUAAAUAAAGAUGAGACAUUCUAUCUCCUUUUAGUUUUGAGUGUUUACCGUACAGGGAAUUCUCAGCAAUUUGCUUAAUACAUAAUUAGAAAAGAUGUAUCAUCUAACUUGACAAAUUCUAUUUAAAUUAUAUGCGUUUAAAAUGCCCAUAAAAUAAUAAUUUAUGACCCCAGCUGCGAUGAGUUAAUUGUUUGGAGCUAUUUUACCGAUCCUAUGCUUCCUUCUUACUAUACUUUCUAACAGUUUCAAAGUCUUCAAAUAAAAUACUGCUUUUAGAAUGAAAUAUUUCAUGAUACCUAUCAUUUUGUUUACAAAGACAUAUAAUCUAAUAUGUUUAAAAUACUAAGUUAUGAUUUUAAAACAGGCAAUAAUAUUACAAAGGGAUUUCCUAACAAAGAACUUCAUAAUUUGAGAUCUCCCAUUAUAAUAAAAUAGUAAGAAGCCUAUGCAAUAAAGAGCAAUAAGUAAUAUUUUCUUGUAAUACCAACUAUUUAUAAAAACCAAGAAUUAACAACUUAUUGGAAUGUUUAUUUACUAAAUUGCGUAACUAAGUAAGAGGGCACAUACUAAGAAGGAUUUCUUUCUUAAAUUCACACCCACGUAGAAUCAUCUGAAACAGACAAUAAUGAUAUAAAAACUCAUUUUGUGCCAAAUUUUAGCAUGGUGUCUCCAAAUAUUUAUUUUUUUAACACAUCAGACAUACAUGUUAAUGUUCAAUCUGCUAUCAGUACUUUUAUUCAUAAUAAGGAUAUCCAUUUUAAGGCCAUAACAAUAGCUAAGGAGCAAUGA
Molecule: messenger RNA, 2268 nt
Organism: Tetrahymena thermophila SB210
Lineage: Eukaryota; Ciliophora; Oligohymenophorea; Hymenostomatida; Tetrahymenidae
Exons: 1
Source: RefSeq, a predicted model, not a curated record